Molecule: messenger RNA, 429 nt
Organism: Striga hermonthica
Lineage: Eukaryota; Viridiplantae; Streptophyta; Magnoliopsida; Lamiales; Orobanchaceae
Source: the annotation of a GenBank genome assembly
AUGCUUAUGGUUUUGUUCCGUCGAGAAUUUUCUUUUGGUGAUUCGUUGUACCUUUGGGAGAUGAUGUGGGCCUUGGAGUAUGAUCCUGAUUUAUUUACCACGUAUGAAGACAGUGAUUCCGGUUGUGAAAAGUCAGAGAAAUCUAAAGAGAGGGCCAAAUCAAGAAGGCAAUGCGGAAAAUUCGAAAGAGAAAACAUGAGAAAUGGUGAUAUUGCACCUCUUCCUAUUUCAGUUUUUCUUGUAGCCACUGUCCUAAAGGAAAAGAGUGCCAAGUUGCUCACAGAAGCCCGCGGCCUAGAUGAUGUGGUCAAGAUUCUGAAUGACAUUAGCGGUAACCUUGAUGCCAAAAAGGCAUGCUCUGGUGCCAUGAAACUUCACAAGAAGUAUCUGAAAAAGGCAAAAGCUUCCGGACAGAACGCAAAAGUAUAG